CUUCCAGCCCAAACACCAUCACCACCGGCACCGUGGCUGUGUCAGAUCGAUCCAAUCCCUAAACCGAAACCAAAGCCGAAGCCACCCGAUUUCUCUCUCUCUCUCUCUCUCUGCUCUGCUCUGCUCUGUCCUGUCUGAGAGGUACUUUUUUAGGCUUUUUCUGAACUUUUUUCUCUGAGGACAGACUACAGAAAUGUUGGAACCAAAAGACCCGGCGAUUAAGCUCUUCGGCAAGACGAUUCCCCUGCCGGAGAUUCCGGCGCCGGCUGCGGCCACCGUGUCGGUUGGAGAUCCCUCUCCUCCUUAUCCUCCGUCGUCUGAUACUCAAUGUCCAAAUCAAGAUCUUCCUUCUUCGCCUGAACUAGACGACAACUGCAACCGAGAGAUAGAAGAUCAAGAACCGGAUAAGGCCUCAGCUGGUGAAAAGCUUACUAGCGCCAAUCAGGAGGAUGGAUCCCAGCCUAUUAUCUCAGAGGAGAUUACUGGUCCGAAUGCAACUGCAGCAGUGAACGAUAACUCAAAAACACCUUCUGCUGACAGUGAAGCUGCAACACCAAAAACUACAAAGACUGAAGGAGAACAGAGCGAAAGUAGUAACUCACAAGAGAAGCCCCUUAAGAAACCAGAGAAGAUACUUCCAUGCCCCCGCUGUAAUAGCAUGGACACCAAAUUCUGUUACUACAACAACUACAAUGUCAACCAGCCACGGCACUUCUGUAAAAAUUGCCAGAGAUACUGGACAGCUGGUGGAACCAUGAGGAAUGUACCUGUGGGUGCUGGUCGUCGCAAGAACAAGAACUCUGUUUCUCACUACCGUCACAUAACUGUGUCUGAAGCUCUUCAGAAUGCUCGACCAGAUCUUCCAAAUGGAAUCCACCAUCCCGCUCUAAAGCCCAAUGGCACUGUCCUCACUUUUGGCUCAGACACACCCCUUUGUGAGUCAAUGGCUUCAGUUUUGAACAUUGCAGACAAAACCAUGCGGGAUUGCGCUCAAAAUGGUUUUCAUAAACCAAAAGAACUGACAAUUCCAGUCCCGUACAGAGGCGGGGAGAAUGGGUAUAAUCACUCUAGUGGCUCUUCAGUCGCUGCUACAAGUUCAAAGGACGAUGUUGGUAAAACAGGGCCUCAGGAUCCAACAGUUCAGAACUGUCACAGCUUUCCUCCUCAGGCACCAUGCUUUCCUGGGGCUCCAUGGCCUCAACCAUGGAAUUCUGCUCAAUGGGGCUCUCUGGCCAGCCCACAUCCUUUCUGCCCCCCAGGCUUUCCGAUGCCAUUCUACCCUGCUCCACCUUAUUGGGGUUGUACCAUACCAGGCACUUGGAAUGUGCCAUGGAUACUACCUCCAACUACUUCUCCAAACCACGCAGCUUCCAGUUCGGGUCUGAGUUCCCCAACCUUGGGGAAGCAUUCUAGGGAUGAGAAUGUGCUUAAGCAAACGAACCCUGAGGAAGAGGAGUCACAGAAAGCAAAUAAUCCUGAGAGGUGCCUUUGGAUUCCAAAAACGUUGAGAAUCGAUGACCCGGGAGAUGCUGCAAGAAGUUCUAUAUGGGAAACCUUGGGGAUUAAAAAUGAUAAAGCCGACACAAUAGGAGGAGGAGGUCUCUUUAAGGCCUUCCAAUCGAAGGGGAAUGAGAAGAAUCAUAUCUCUGAAACCUCUCCAGUGUUACAAGCAAAUCCUGCAGCAUUGUCUAGGUCAGUCAACUUCCAUGAGAGGUCCUAAUUGGCAGCCUCUGAAUUUUGCUACAUUAUGUAGUGAGAACGGGAAGCCCUUGGCCACAUUGCUUCUCCGCCUCAUCUUCAAGAAUCGGUUCCCAGAAAUAGCCAAGAGGGAGAUUUUAGGUUAGUAUUUUGUCAGGGAGAAGUUUGGACAGGUAUUAUCAAUUUCCUACGUAUAGAUGGUUUGUUGCCAAAUUAGCUCAUGUACAUAUUUGCAUGUGAAAAAGGGUUAAUAAUACAGUGAGUUUGUGUAUCCCCGAUGACACAAUAAGUUUGGGAAUGAAAUUCAGAUCUUUUUUCUUCCGUA
Molecule: messenger RNA, 2023 nt
Organism: Diospyros lotus (date-plum)
Lineage: Eukaryota; Viridiplantae; Streptophyta; Magnoliopsida; Ericales; Ebenaceae
Product: cyclic dof factor 2
Exons: 2
Coding region: 194-1720 (508 amino acids)
Biological process (GO): regulation of DNA-templated transcription
Molecular function (GO): DNA-binding transcription factor activity; DNA binding
Source: RefSeq, a predicted model, not a curated record